AUGUCCCUCAAUACAGUAAGCAGCGGCCUAAACAAAGGCCUACCGACCGACACCGUCACCAAGACCGCGUCAGGAACCGUCAACCAGACCACACAACAACUCAACAACACCACCGACAGAGUCACCGACCAAGCCAUCCCAGGCGAGUAUCCCUCCGACGACGCAAAAUAUGACAAACCCGCACCAGACAUCUCCUUCUCAGCCAUCUGGUCCUCCUUUAAGGCAUGGCUCUUCUCCUUCUUCCCCAACCUCCUCGACCGCUUCGAGAACUGGGUCAAGGGCCUCAUCGCCUGGAUCCUCCCGCCUCCGCGCCAGGCCAAAAUGUAUGAAGCGAUUCUGAAGCGCCCCAUCGCGUCAUCGUUCAUCAUCUGCCAGCUCGUCUGCUGUGGGGUUCCACUGCUGGUGUUUCUAGCCGGCGUGUUUCUCUUUGCGGCUGUUGCGGUGCUGCUCUGGGCGGUGCUCUCGUUGCUCUUGGCGGGACCGAUCUUGUUGGUUGCGAGUAUGAUGGGGGUGUCGCUUUGGGGAUGGGGGUGGGUUUUGUACGGGAUGGUCAAGUUUAUUGAUCAGCAUUUCCUGGGUGGGACGAUUACCCGGUUCUGGUUGGCUCAUAGUCAGGAUCAGGGGGACGAGCCGGAGGGUGAGGGUGAGAAGGAUGAGAAGGGUGAGAAGACAGGGACCGAUGAGAAGAGUGAGAAACCGAGGAAACCGAAGAAACUGGAAGUGAAGAAGGAUACUUAG
This is a messenger RNA of Aspergillus pseudoviridinutans, 738 nucleotides long. Its product is annotated as seipin co-factor family protein. The transcript has a single exon. Bases 1 to 738 code for a protein of 245 amino acids. The record is from RefSeq and is a predicted model, not a curated record. Lineage: Eukaryota; Fungi; Ascomycota; Eurotiomycetes; Eurotiales; Aspergillaceae.